GUGAGAGAAGAACUCGGAAGCAGUGCCCAGCCGUGCCAUUCCAACAAUAACCAGCUGAUGGCAACGAUGUGAGUGGCAUGGAUAAUGACUGCAAACAAUGGGCACAAGUAUUGUGGAAUUACCUUCGACUGGGUCAACCUCUUGUAAAGAGUGACGUAAUAAUAGGUCUGGGGUGUCAUGACAUUCGGGUGGCUGAAAAAGCUGCAACUCUUUACCUGGAAAAUUGGGCUCCGUGGAUACUAUUUACUGGCUACCUAGGAAACCAUACUGUAGGAGUGUGGCAUCAAUCAGAGGCAGAUGUUUUUGCUGAAACUGCCAGUAAAUUAGGUGUACCAGCUGACAAGAUCAUACUGGAGAAAAAAGCCACCAAUACGGGCGAGAAUAUAAGGUUUGCAUAUCAAACUCUGAAGGACAACAACAUUCCAGCAAAGAGGAUUAUUCUAGUUCAACAGCCUUUUAUGGAGCGUCGGGUUUAUGCUACCUACCUUAGACAGUGGCCAGAAGACAAAGAAAAUGUACAGGCCAUAGUCACUUCACCAGUGAUGGAAAUGGAUGAAUACCCAAACAGUCACGUGGGUAAUAUGGACAACUUGAUUGGGUACAUGUUAGCUGUUCUGGAACGAAUUCAAGAUUACCCAAAGAAGGGUUUUCAAGUGGAGCAAGAAAUCUUCCCUGAGGUUUAUGAUGCCCAACGGAAGCUACUGCAAGCUGGUUACCAACCAAAAUAAACUGACUGAA
Messenger RNA from Hemiscyllium ocellatum (epaulette shark), 738 nucleotides. RefSeq lists its product as uncharacterized. Gene Ontology annotation, cellular component: plasma membrane. Lineage: Eukaryota; Metazoa; Chordata; Chondrichthyes; Orectolobiformes; Hemiscylliidae. The record is from RefSeq and is a predicted model, not a curated record. The transcript has 6 exons. Bases 78 to 728 code for a protein of 216 amino acids.